AUGGCGGGCGAACUCCAUCUCGACAAUCUCGAAGAUGACCAUGUCAGACCACACAUCGUCGCGGUACGAUCUGACCAGAAUAAGGGUGUCCAACUGGACCUCGAGAGAACUCCUACGGCGGCGAUGAAGGAGCGUACAAGCGAGAAACAGGAUCUCUCACGUAUACAGUCGACCUUCUCGCAGCAUGACAUUCAGGGCAUCCCUAGUCACACCAGCUCCUACCAGGAAAUCGACGCCGCUCAAUAUGAACGUUUCAGCGAUCGACGGAAAGUCGUCAUCUCAUGUGUGUUGGCACUAUGUGGCUUCCUGGCUCCCAUCUCCUCAACCGCCAUCCUCGCCGCCAUCCCUGAAGUAGCAGCCACAUACAACACCACCGGCACCAUCAUCAACUUGUCGAACGCCCUUUAUCUCGUCUUCAUGGGCCUAUCGCCGUGUCUGUGGGGUCCGUUGUCCACCAUCUACGGGCGGCGGUGGAUAUGCAUCGUCACUGCAGCAUUGUUCUUUGCGUUCAGCAUCGGCACAGCUCUCGCUCCGAAUCUUGCCUCCUAUUUCAUCUUUCGCAUGCUCACCGCAUACCAAGGCACUUCGUUCCUCAUUGUCGGAACCUCAUGUCUGGGCGACAUCUACACGCCCACCGCCCGCGCUACCGCUCUUGGCUGGUUUCUGUCCGGAACUCUGGUAGGACCGGCGUUCGGCCCAUUUAUAGGCGGCAUCAUUGUCACGUUCCGCUCCUGGCGAGAUAUUUUUUGGCUGCAGUCAGGACUGGGCGGUCUGGCGACGAUACUGGUGAUCCUACUCCUACCAGAAACGAUUCCGGAGAAGAAAAUCGAUGAACUCCGUGAGUACUCUACUAAAGAGCGGACACUUCGGAUCCUUCAUUGGGUCUCGCCUCUCCGAGUCGCGUCGCUUCUAUUCUCCUAUCCGAACCUCAUUCUGGCUGGCUUGGCAUCCAGCUCUUUGGUCUGGAACAUGUAUUCCCUCCUCACGCCUAUCCGAUAUGUGCUCAACCCACGCUUUCAUCUUACAUCACCCAUCCAAUCGGGUCUCUUUUACAUCGCUCCCGGAUGCGGAUAUCUGCUCGGAACGUUCUUCGGCGGCCGCUGGGCCGACCAUAUCGUCAAGAAGUGGAUGCGGAAGAAGGGUCGUCGAGUGCCCGAGGAUAGGUUACGAUCAUGCUAUGCAUUUAUCGGCGGCGCCAUUCCAGCUUGCAUGCUGAUAUACGGAUGGUCGGUGGAGAAAAAAGUUGGUGGCAUCCCUUUGCCCGUCAUCGCCAUGUUCAUCCAAGGCGUCUCACAGCUUUUCUGCUUCCCGAGUCUGAACACUUACUGCCUGGAUGUGAUGCAGGCUAAAGGCCGGUCCGCCGAAGUCGUGGCGGGCAACUACAUGAUCCGCUAUUUGUUCGCUGCCGCAGGAAGCGCAGUCUGUCUUCCAGCCAUUGAAUCCAUUGGCGUCGGUUGGUUUUGUGUUAUUUCUGCAGGCUUUCUGAUCGUCUCCGCGGUGGCUGUAUGGGCUACGACCGUGUGGGGCGAGGGAUGGAGACAUGCUGUUGACAGCCGCAAGAGAGAGAAACGCAAGGCGAAAGCUAGUGAGGAAGAAAAGAAGAAUGGUGGAAAAGAAGGCGUUUGA
Molecule: messenger RNA, 1626 nt
Organism: Capronia coronata CBS 617.96
Lineage: Eukaryota; Fungi; Ascomycota; Eurotiomycetes; Chaetothyriales; Herpotrichiellaceae
Exons: 1
Coding region: 1-1626 (541 amino acids)
Biological process (GO): transmembrane transport
Molecular function (GO): transmembrane transporter activity
Source: RefSeq, a predicted model, not a curated record